CUCGCCAUGCUGAACUGCACCGCCUGCAUCGCGCACACCAUCACACUCGCCGAUGACAUCUGCCGCCAGACCUGCAAAGGCAUCGUGCAGCUCGACGGCUACUUUGUCAAGUAUGACAACGCCACCUUCCUCGGCGUCAAGGACAAAGCGGUGGUGUUCAAGAAGUGUGGGCCCUCUGUCGGCUACAACCCCGACGCCAUGGCCAGCGGCGACGCCGUGCUCGCUGUCCUCUCCAGCGGUGGCCGGAUCUUCACUGUGGGGGGCUCUGGCGACAUGCGAGGCGUGUUAUAAUGCACCAGCAACCUCAGCGGCGGAGAGUGCCAGGACUGCUUGAUGGAGGCGAUCUCGUGGCUAAAGAGC
This is a messenger RNA of Cajanus cajan (pigeon pea), 360 nucleotides long. Lineage: Eukaryota; Viridiplantae; Streptophyta; Magnoliopsida; Fabales; Fabaceae. The record is from RefSeq and is a predicted model, not a curated record.